Molecule: messenger RNA, 1295 nt
Organism: Sphaerulina musiva SO2202
Lineage: Eukaryota; Fungi; Ascomycota; Dothideomycetes; Mycosphaerellales; Mycosphaerellaceae
Product: FMN-linked oxidoreductase
Exons: 2
Coding region: 1-1206 (401 amino acids)
Molecular function (GO): FMN binding; NADPH dehydrogenase activity
Source: RefSeq, a predicted model, not a curated record
AUGUCUCCUCCUCCUCCUCUCCCUCCACCGUCCAAUUCCAACCUCUUCGCCCCCCUCCAAAUCGGCAACAUGCACCUCAAGCACCGCAUAAUAAUGGCCCCUCUGACCCGUUUCCGCGUCACCAAAGACCACAUCCCCUUAGCAGACAUGGUAUCCUCACACUACGCGCAACGCUGCUCAGAACCCGGAGGUCUCAUCAUCGCCGAAGCGAACAUCAUCUCCCCCGAACACGGCGGAGUAGCACACAUGCCCGGAAUCUACAAUUCCGCACAAAUAGCCGCCUGGAAAAAAAUCGUCGACGCCGUACAUGCCAAAGGAUGUUUUAUUUUCGCUCAACUCAUCAGUAUCGGUCGAGUGGCGAAUGCCAAUCUCUUACAACAAGAAGGGAAUGGGAAUUGGCCUGUAAUUAGUUCCAGCCCAAGCCCUUAUCCUCCUCAAACAGAAACAGAAAAAGAAGGACCCGUUCCACACGCCCUCACCCCCUCUGAAAUCCACUCUACAAUCGACCUCUUCACCCGCGCAGCCCGCAACGCAAUUUUCCUCGCCGGCUUCGACGGAAUCGAAUGCCACGGCGCCAACGGCUACCUCAUCGACCAAUUCACCCAAUCCAUCUGCAACAACCAACGCCAUGACGAAUACGGCGGCAACAGCAUUCCCAACCGCGCCCGUUUCGCUCUCGAACUCACAUCCUCUCUCAUUUCCGCCGUAGGAAAUUCCCGAGUCGGAUUUCGCAUAUCUCCAUUUAGUACAUUCCAAGGCAUGAAAAUCGCUGAUCCCAAGGAAUUGAUGGAACAAUUUGGAUAUUUGGUACGGGGGUUGAAGGAGCAGAAAUUGGCGUAUUUGCAUAUUGUGGAGUCGCGAGUGGUGAAUAAUGUGGAUUGUGAAAAACAGGAAAGUAUUUUGCCGUUUUUGGAAAUUUGGGGCAAGACGAGUCCGGUGUUGGUCGCGGGCGGGUUUACGCCCGAGUCGGCGCGGGAGGCCGUGGAUGUGGAGUAUGAUGAGGAGAAGUUUGAUGUGGCGGUGGUGUUUGGUCGGCAUUAUAUUGCUAAUCCGGAUCUUCCCUUUCGUAUCCGGCAUGGUCUGAAGCUGAAUCCAUACGACCGAAGCACAUUCUACACGCCAGAACGAGUCGAGGGUUACCUAGAUUGCCCCUUCAGCGACGAGUACCUCCAGCAGCGAGAUCAAGUAGAGAAGCAGUGUUGUUAGCACACAACAGAAGGGUGAGCAUAUGAUAUGAAACUAGAGAAAAGGACAAGACCUUUUAAAAUCAACAUUGGACUUGCAAUCCAAUCAUC